Molecule: messenger RNA, 2517 nt
Organism: Eptesicus fuscus (big brown bat)
Lineage: Eukaryota; Metazoa; Chordata; Mammalia; Chiroptera; Vespertilionidae
Gene: TSNAXIP1
Product: translin associated factor X interacting protein 1
Exons: 16
Coding region: 230-2374 (714 amino acids)
Cellular component (GO): cytoplasm
Source: RefSeq, a predicted model, not a curated record
UAGAGUCAAAUAAGCUGUAGUGAUUGAUUCUGAGGGGGUCCCACUCCCGGCUCCGAGACCAGUUUUGCUAGUUGGCCUCCCAACCGCGGGCAAGAGGCGCGAGGGCAUGGCACAGCACUGACCUCGCUCGCGCCGCUCUACUGCUGGGACCUGGUCGCCAUGGCGACGGGUUGUACACUACCAUAGUUUCCCAGGCCGCGGGUACUAGCUGCCCGGUUGUUGGAGAGUGAUGGCCUCCUCUAAGCCACAGAGAUCCAGCUUCGCGACCACGUCGAGAACACACCUUCGGCCUUCAAGAGUGACCAUAGACGAGAACUUCCUAACAGAAACCUUUAAUGCUGAGAAACGCAAGCUUUCUCAGAAACGGAAGACACUGACCUCUUGUCAGUCCUCCAUUUGUGGCUACCUGUCUCCAUGGCCCACAUACACCAGCGGCCAGACCAUUCUGCAUAAUCGAAAGCCCUGUUCAGAUGACUACUGGAAGAAAACAGGUAGCUGGAAGCAGAGUACCCUGGGCACUACCAAGCCGAGGUUCCUGGAGCAGCUAGAGAACUACCUACGCAAGGAGCUCCUCCUGCUGGAUCUGAGCACGGAUUCUGCCCAGGAGCUGAGGCUACAGCCUUACAGAGAGAUCUUUGAGUUCUUCAUAGAGGACUUCAAAACGUACAAGCCAUUGCUAUCCUCCAUCAAGAAUGCAUAUGAGGUGAUGCUGGCCCACCAGAGGGAGGAGAUUCGGGCUCUGCAACCCCUGAAGGCCAAGCUUGUCACAGUGAAUGAGGACUGCAAGGAAAGGAUCCUGGCCAUGAGGGCUGAAGAGAGAUCUGAAAUCUCCAUGCUGAAGAAAGAGAAGAUGGGUUUGCUAAAACUCAUUGACAAAAAGAAUGAGGAGAAGAUCUCAUUGCAGAGCGAGGUGACCAAACUGAGGAAGAGCUUGGCUGAGGAGUACCUGCGCUACCUCACCGAGCGAGAUGCCCGCAAGAUCCUCAUUGCAGACCUGAAUGAGCUACGGUACCAGCGGGAAGACAUGUCACUAGCCCAGUCCCCAGGUGUCUGGGGGGAGGACCCCGUGAAGUUAACACUGGCUCUGAAGAUGACCCGGCAAGACCUGGCCCGCACGCAGAUGGAACUCAACACCAUGAAGGCCAAUUUUGGAGAUGUGGUGCCCAGGAGGGAUUUUGAAAUGCAGGAGAAGACCAACAAGGAUCUACAGGAGCAGCUGGAAAGCCUGAGAGACGACUAUGAAGAGGUUCGCAAGGAGCACGAGAUACUGCUACAGUUGCACAUGAUCACGCUGAAGGAACGGGACCAGUUUUAUACUGAGCUGCAGGAGAUCCAGCGCACCUCCACACCACGGCCUGACUGGACCAAGUGCGAAGAUGUGGUGGCUGGGGGUCCAGAUCGCUGGCACAUGCUGGCCGAGGGCAAGAACAGUGACCAGCUGGUGGAUGUGCUCCUGGAGGAGAUUGGCGAGGGGCUGCUCCGGGAGAAAGACUUCUUCCAUGGUCUGGGCUAUGAGGAAUCCAUCCUCCCCUCUUUCCUUCGGUUUGAUGGCGUUGUGGAGAACAAGAAGCCAACCAAGAAGGAUGUGAUAAACCUCCUCAAGGAUGCCUGGAAGGAACGUCUCACUGAGGAACAGAAAGAGAAGUUCCCGGAUUUCUUCUUCAAUUUCCUGGAGUAUCGCUUUGGGUCUGCUGAUGCCAUGGCCUGGGCUUACACGAUUUUUGAAAAUAUUAAGCUCUUCCGCUCCAAUGAGCUCAUGCGUCAGUUCUAUGAAAUCUUGAUGGAAAGGAAGAGUGAAAGUGUGUACAUCAAGCAGAAGGAGACGGUAACACAGCUGCUGAAGGAGUUGACAAAUGUUGACAGUCAGAACGAGGGGCUACUAACCAUGGAGCAGUUAAGCACUGUGCUCAAGAGCACCUUCCCCUUCAAGAAGGAAGACAAAAUUCAGGAGCUGAUGGAGGCAGGGGGCUGGCAUACCAAUAGCAGCAAUGCAGACUUGCUCAAUUACCGUGCACUGUUUAUGGAGGAUGAGGAGGGCCAGAGUAUGCCCUUUGUGUACAAGCUGUGGGAACAGUACAUGUCUGAAAAGGAUGAGUACCUACAGGAGCUAAAGCAAGAGCUGGGCCUGGAACUCCGUGAUGAAGUGACCCUACCCAAGGUACGUGAGACCCUGAUGACCAUCGAUCCCAGCCUGGACAAGCAGACCCUGAACAGCUAUUUGAGUCAGGCCUUCCAGGUCUCUGUGACAGAAGUGCCAGAGGAGAGUGAGGAGAAUGAAGAGGACAUUGUGGCACAGCUCCGGACUGUCCUGGAACGACUUCAAGUAGUCGACAUCAGGCGCAAGGGGCCUCGGGAGCAGGAGCCUGCAAUCUAGGGCCACUGUGGGCAGCUAACCCCUGGCUUUUAGUAUAAAAUUGUUUGUCUGAACCCAUGCUAUUCUCUGGGUUAUGCCUGGGGAGUUAAGGGGAGGAGCUGGUCCCAGGAUACUUAUCAAAAUACAACAUAUUCUCUCUGUGA